UCUGGUAACCGGAUCCAAGCAGCACCACGAUCAGCUCGUGGAGUCGAUUGAUCGGCGCGCAGCGAUGGACGUGGACGGAAUCUUCCGCUCGUUCGCCGCGCAGAAGAUGAAGGACAUUCGCGAAGAGAAGUCACAAAGUUCUCAUGCGGCUGGUGAUGAAGGUGCGCAGGACGUUGCCGUGUCACGCGUGGACGACAACGUGGUUGCUCAGAGUUGCGUGAGUCGCCCUUCUGCGAGGAAAGUGACAGGCAAAGAAGAAAGUGACAUGUCCCAGAGAGACGGUGAUGGACAGCAGUUGUCAUCAGACAAUGAAGGCAACAAUAAACCAAAACAACAUAAAAAGAGCAAGUCCAAAAAGCACAAACAGAAACAUCGUCACAAAAGUAAAAAAAAGAGAAAGAAGUCGAAUGGAAAGUCAUCUUCAGAGGAUGAAGAGAAAUUGGACAAAAGGUGUAGUCGAUCUCGAUCGUCUUCCAAAAUAAGGUUGGGUGAAGAAGUUGCAUCUCAUGCGAAGGAGAGAGGGGUUCUGCCAAGCUUAACAGUAGAUGAGCCCAUUGUGGUGGUAACAGAGGAGUCUAAAAUUAACAACAUUCCUUUGAGUAGUGUAACAAUAGUGAAUGAUAUUACAAAGGAAGAUUCGUCUAGUUCUGUUCAAAAUACUUCUGCAGAACCGGAGCCUUCCACAAGCAAGGCUGAUAAUGAGUGCAGUAAAAUAGUAUCUCUGGAUGUUUCUUUGCAGUUACAAUCAGACAUAGAAUUUGACAAAUCACUGCAAAGCAGAAGCGUUUUUUCUCCGAUCAGCGUGAAGCAAGCAGAGUGCUUUCAUGAGCAUGCCGAGUCAGCAUUAUGCGGUGCAGGUGCAACUCAGGAUAUCCUUGCAACAUUACUAGAGGCAAAAAUAGCAGAAGACAGUGUUCAUUUAGAGAAAAGUAAUUCUGUUGACCAUACCUCAAAUAGUGAAAGUGUGACAGCAAAAUCUUCAGAUGUAAAAACGAAAGAAGCAAUUGCUGAACAAACAAAAAUUGGGUUUCUUGAGACCGUUUUAACUGAUGAACUUGAAACGCCCAAAGUGAAGGAAGCAAUUGGCGCAAAGGAGAAGCUCCUAGGAUCUGACAUCUGUCCAGAACGUGAACGAAUUCCAAAUACAGACGUGACUGCUGAGAGAAAUAUGGAUGUUUCUGAACUUAAAGAAAACAAAACUGUUUCAGAAGAGCAAGUGAAAGAUGUACUUUUUACAUUGAAGAUGGAUGUGGAAAAAAAACGGUCUCAUUCUCCUGAGCACCAAAAAAAUUCUCCACGGCAAGCUGAGAGAGAUGCAAGUUCAUCACUAAGCACGUCAAACCAAAAACAAAAAUCUUGCUCUCCCUGUCACAGUGACAGGAGAAGGACCCGUUCUCGUUCACGUAGCAAUAGGAAACUAUUACGUGCGGAGUGUGGGGUUAAAAGGAAACCCCAUUCACGAGCAAACGAUGAGAGAGAGGCUUCUCCAAAUAGAAUGGAAGUAAAAAAACCGAGAAGCACUGUGUGUGUUUCAGGCAACGAAGAAAGUGACAUGUCCCAGAGAGACGGUGAUGGACAGCAGUUGUCAUCAGACAAUGAAAGCAACAAUAAACCAAAAAAACAUAAAGAGAGGAAGUACAAAAAGCACAAACAGAAACAUCAUCACAAAAGUAAAAAAAAGAGAAAGAAGUCGAAAGGAAAGUCAUCUUCAGAGGAUGAAGAGAAAUUGGACAAAAGGCGUAGUCGAUCUCGAUCGUCUUCCAAAAUAAGGUUUGGCGAAGAAGUUGCAUCUCAUGCGAAGGAGAGAGGGGUUCUACCCGGCUUAACAGUAGAUGAGCCCAUUGUGGUGGUAACAGAGGAGUCUAAAAUUAACAACAUUCCUUUGAGUAGUGUAACAAUAGUGAAUGAUAUUACAAAGGAAGAUUCGUCUAGUUCUGCAGAACCGAAGCCUUCCACAAGCAAGGCUGAUAAUGAGUGCAGUAAAAUAGUAUCUCUGGAUGUUUCUUUGCAGUUACAAUCAGACAUAGAAUUUGACAAAUCACUGCAAAGCAGAAGCGUUUUUUCUCCGAUCAGCGUGAAGCAAGCAGAGUGUUUUGAUGAGCAUGCCGAGUCAGCAUUAUGCGGUGCAGGUGCAACUCAGGAUAUCCUUGCAACAUUACCAGAGGCCAAAAUAGUAGAAGACAGUGUUUAUUUAGAGAAAAGUAAUUCUGUUGACCAUACCUCAAAUAGUGAAAGUGUGACAGCAAAAUCUUCAGAUGUAAAAACGAAAGAAGCAAUUGCUGAACAAACAAAAAUUGGGUUUCUUGAGACCGUUUUAACUGAUGAACUUGAAACGCCCAAAGUGAAGGAAGAAAUUGGCGCAAAGGAGAAGCUCUUAGGAUCUGACAUCUGUCCAGAACGUGAACGAAUUCCAAAUACAGACGUGACUGCUAAGACAAAUACGGAUGCUUCUGAACUUAAAGAAAACAAAACUGUUUCAGAAGAGCAAGCGAAAGAUGUACUUUUUAAAUUGAAGAUGGAUGUGGAAAAAAAACGGUCUCAUUCUCCUGAGCACCAAAAAAGUUCUCCACGGCAAGCUGAGAGAGAUGCAAGUUCAUCACCAAGCACGUCAAACCAAAAACAAAAAUCUUGUUCUCCCUCUCACAGUGACAGGAGAAGGACCCGUUCUCGUUCACGUAGCAAUAGGAAACUAUUACGUGCGGGGUGUGGGGUUAAAAGGAAACCCCAUUCACGAGCAAACGAUGAGAAAGAGGCUUUUCCAAAUAGAAUGGAAGUAAAAAAAACAGGAAGCACUGACAACAUCCAUUCUCGUGAAGAUGCUAGAAAGCAGUCUCGUUCGAAUUCACGCGAUGAAAGUCGGAGGAGAUCCCGCUCACAUUCCCGUGAUGACAGAAAUAAUAAGUCUCGCUCACAAUCUCGUAAUUGGAAGAGGAAAUCACGCUCACAUUCAGACGAUAGAAGUAAAAGAUCUCGCUCGCGGUCCCGUGGUGAUAGGAAGAGAAAGUCUCGCUCACGGUCUCACGAUGAUAGAAAGAAGAGGAGAUCUCGCUCACUUUCCCGUGACAGGAGGCGGAGGAGGUCCCGCUCACAAUCCCGUGAUGAUAAAAGAAAGAGGAGAUAUCGUUCACGAUCUUGCGAUGAUAGAAUAAAGAGGUCUCGUUCACGGUCCCGUGAUAAUAGGAGGAAGAAAUCUCGCUCGCGUUCUGUUGGUGAUAGAAAAAAGAGGUCUCGGUCACGUUCCCGUGAUGAUCGAAGGAGGAGCUCUCGUUCAUGUUCUCAAAACAACAGACGGAAGAGGUCUUUGUCUGAUGGAAGAAGAUCUCGUUCCUAUGACAAGAGAAGGAGAUCCCGGUCUCAUUCAUCUGAUGACCAAAGGAAGACCUCGUCCUCCUAUGUUCGUAAUGAGACUUGUCGCUCGCGUCAUGAAGAAAGAAGGAAAAAAUCUUCCUCCCGCGAAGACCGGAGGAUUAAGUCAUCUUCACGUGAUAAUAGACGGAAAAAAUCUUGCUCCAGAACUCGUGAUGAUAGAGGAAGAAAGGUAGCCUCUCCUCACGACAACAGAAGUAAAAGGUCCUCAUCACAUUCUCAUGACGAAAGCAGGAAGAGAUCACGAUCGCGCUCUCGUGAGACGAAAAAGAGAUCUCGCUCCCGCGAUGCCCAGUCGAAGCCAUCGUCACCGCCACGCUCGCGAGACGGGGAAAAGAAGGCUUCGCGUGCAGAUUUCAAGAAGUCGAGAUCACACUCUGCCGAUAGAAAGAAACCUGCCGGGAAUGUAUCCGAAGGCAGAUCCAAGUUGAGCCCUUUCUCACGCAAAGACAAAAACAAGUGUCGCUCCAGGUCGCCAAAUGUCGCUGGUCGAAGCGGCUCUCGUGAGAGGCGGCGGAGGUCCCGUUCAACUUCCCGGAAACGAAGAAAUAACAAAUCUCCACUGAAGCUGACCGAGUUAGACAAGGCUCAGCUGCUGGAGAUCGCCAAGGCGAACGCGUCGGUGGUGAACCCCAAGGUGAGCGUGAACGUGAUGAACUCCAUUGGCCCGGCUGCCGCACUCUUCCCGCUCAUCCUGCAGCGGCAGCAGGCGGCCGCGGCGGCGGUGGCGGCAACGACCGCGGCGCAGUUUCCAGUCACCACGACAACCUCGGUAACGGCGCCAGGGGCAGCUGGAAUGACGACGACGCCGGGAGUGACAGCGCGGCAGCCGGACGUUGCCGGGGUGGACAACAUCAAGGCGGAUAUGGCGGCUUCCACCAAGGGCUUCAAGAUGACCGCCAUCAACAAUUUCACACAGUUCUGCAAGCAGAUAACUGAGAGCAAGGACGACGAUGGGCCUGUGAACAAACCCGUGCGAUCGCAUGUCGAGGAUGCAGGAGUAGAGGAGGCAUUGAAGAAGGCUCCGUUCAUACACCACCCCUUUAAACUGAACGAGCCCAAGCCCAUCGCUUUCAGCUUAAAUAACCUAAUGGUGAAGCCGCUGCAGCUGAAGCCGCCACAGGCGACACUCUCCAAGGAGUUCCCCGUGUCGUCCGGCAACCAGCACCGGCAAAAGGAGCAGGAGAGCGUGUACGGGCAGUGGGUGCCCGUGGAGAAGACCGGCACCGAAGAGAUGGACGACAAAAACCAGGUCUUCCCCAAGCCGGUGGUGGGGAACAUAGUGGACCUGGGUGCUGUCAUCACGAAACGCGCUGUCGCCGUGCAGAGGCUGGCACAGAACCCCACUGACAUGGAGGCGAUGCUGCUCAUAGCCCGCUCACAGAGACAGAUUGAGUCUUGGGCUCAGGCCAGCACAGAGCCUGGCACCUUCACGGGGUCCACGGGGGUUCAGAUUCUGUCUCCCCAGGAGCUCGCCAACACGGGGCAACAGGCCUGGCUCAAGAAGGAUCAGUUCCUGAGGGCGGCGCCAGUGAACGGUGGCAUCGGAGCUCAGCUGAUGAGGAAGAUGGGCUGGAGCGAGGGCAAGGGCCUGGGCAAGAACAGCAGCGGCUCCGUGGAGCCCAUCAUUAUGGACUUCAAGACUGACCGCCGAGGCUUGCUGGCGGAUGGUGAGAAAGCUCAGAAGAAGUCUGGGCCCCUGACCAUCAUGAAAGACUUGUCUGGCAAGCACCCAGUGUCGGCCCUCAUGGAGAUCUGCACGAAGCGCAAGUGGAUGGCACCUGACUUCAUCGUCGUAAACGACAGUGGUCCCGACCACCGCAAAAACUUCCUUUUCAAGGUGAUCGUGAACGGCUGCGAGUACCAGCCCACCACGGCGAGCCCCAACAAAAAGCACGCCAAAGCGAUGGCGGCCACCGUGGUGCUGCAAUCCAUGGGGCUCGUCCCGCGAAACAAGCCUGGGAGCUAGACGCCUCACGGCCACGCACACCACCACCCGCACGGGGAGGGCUGCCUGCACCGUCGAUGCCAUUUAACUUCAGCCCUCGUCUCGGUUUUGUUAUUCUAGCGCAGGGGUUGGCAACGAAAAUAACAAAGGAGAGCCAUUUCUUUUCGAAUUUGGUAAAAAAAAAAAACGCUAUUUCAAGAGCCAGCAAUGCUCGUGGUGGCCCUUAAUUAAUGACGUCACGAAGCGGUCCUUGAAGAGCCGCCGCAUGCGGCAGGUUGCCGACCCCCGUUCUAGCAGGGAAUGAUGACGGUGAAAACUGUGAAAGUGAACCUCGUUUCUUUUGGGGGGGGGGCGGGGGGGGAAACAAAAAGAACGUCAUGGUGUUAAUAUUGUUGUGUUCAGUGUUUUUGUAUUUACUAAAAUCAUUACCACAUUGUUGGUGAUUUAUCGAAGCCUUCGUAAAGGGAAGGGUGCCAGUUGGCUCAAGUCUGUCGAUUUUUUUGUGGGUUUGAGGUAAUGGGUGGUAACCACGUGGGAAGUUUACAAUGCAAUGGUUAGCCUACGGAGAGACCGGCUUCCACCUUAAAAAUGUGGAAUUUUCACCACUGGCUCGGUUCCAGCAAUGGACACGAGCACCACACGGCACUCUUGUUGAGUAAGGAGAUUGCUUGGACUCUUUCUUUGUUAAUUCGUAGAGCGACAAUGUUUCGUCAAGUUGUAACACGUGUUGUUUGACUCCGUGGUAUGCGUUGGAUGCCCAGUAUUCGUGCCUGCACUUGCUCACACUCAGCCUUGCGUCCCCCUGCCUUGAUACUGGCAGCAAAUGAGCCAGGAGGGGAGGGGGAGGUCGGACUUCACUUGAACUCGACAAAUUUAACUUAGGAUCUGUACUGCAAGUAGUAACGGUGGCUGCCUGUAGCACAGGAAGCAAGACGUUGCAAUCGUGUCUUUCGGUGGGUCCACACCGAAACGAUGAGUUGAGCAACUUGUUUGCAUGCGAGUGCAUUCUUUUAUAGACGGAUGUCUGAAACCAGUUGCAAACAUUUUUGCAAACAGUUGUGCAACCGCUUGCUCACAGCAAAGACGGGACUCGUGAAAUCGGUCUGCUCAGCGACUUGGUAGCGGCGUGUUUCAUAACUUGCACAUUUGCAAACCACCAUUGUCGCAGUCCUGACCUGUGCGAGCGACGAAGCGAUGCUGGAAAGGGCGUUGCCGGACACUUGAGCCACCACGCGCCAGAUGUACAAAUCUAGAUUAGAUGUAGAGUUGUUUCGCAAAUACUCGCUCAGACGUGGACAAAGGGAUUACGUUUCACGAAUUCAAGAGCGGAUUUGGUUGUGUGACUGAUCGCUCGGGUGUGAACCUGCCUUGAUGUUCACGUCAUGUUUAUGAUUACGCUUUUUGAGAGUGAGCGGAUCGCAAGAGCCGCUCGUCGCUCAUCGGUGCCGACUGUCGCCCCAUGUGGCUGUCGAGUCGCAUGUGACCGUGUCGUCCCAUUCUCGAUUUGCGGGAUCCAGAAUGGGGCUACACAGUCGCAUGAAGAACCCACGUAAUAAGUCCAGAAACAAGCCACAAAUAAUGACGUAUGACUCCUGAACACGUAAUAAUGUAUGUAGAACUGUGUUCGCACCGUACGGAGUCAACCAUGCUCAUGGGAGGAACUCGUGAAUGGGGCUGUCAUCAACUCCGACAGACAACCAUCUUUGUUUAUAUUCGUUGGGUCCUUCGGUAAAGCCACGGAGAAAAAAACACAUUUUUGUUUACUUCAAAAAGCCUCGCCGAGUUUCAUGGCUUUUUGUAGGGGGGGGGGGGUCCUGCUAAGUUUUCUCAGUAGGGAGAGGGGGGAAUUUGGGGGGAUUGCCCCGUAAAUUUGAAUCGAGUCGUUUGUGGGGAAAUAUUUCAAAUGUGGAGCGUGGCGCCGGCACGCAAUGGCCGAUUCGUGCAAAUCACGUCACGUGAUCUCUUUUUGUGACGUCCACUGUUAAGUAGACGGCGCGCUUGUUGUGCUGAACACGCUGGCAGUAUGGACGAGGGCGGCCUGCUGGACCCGAACCGUUCAACCUCUGCCGCCAGACCGUGUCCCCACAUUCGAGUCACUUGAGUGCAUGCUCCUCGUGCCUUCGCACGCCGGCGUGGGUACCUCUUGUUGCGAUUACAUCGACUUUUUUUAAAGAUCCAGCUUUGGAGACGUACAAUGUGCCAGCUAGCCGCAGACUGUAAAAGGAUCAGAUUGUCAAAAUGUCAACAUUUCCUUCUGAUAAUUUACCUUCACUGUCGCUGGUGUCUAACGGAUGCUCAAUGCAAGGACAUAAUGUGACCAUUUACCUUUCUCUUAUGCGUUGGAUGUUCAGUGUUCGGUUCCUUCUGAUGGCCCGUCAGGUCUGAACCCAAAUUAAAUGUUAUUUUUAACUAUCCCUGAACAACAUUUUUAAACGGGCACAAUUUCUCGUGACGGGUUAUGGAGGAAACCUUUUCAUGUUUUUAAGCUUGUUGGACUGAUCAGUUUGUGACGUAAGUAUGAAAAUAACUUAUGCUUCAGAAAUUGUAUUUAUUUGUAUUGCUUGCUUUUUACUGAUGGAACACAACUGUAAAUAUUAAAAACAAUAAAACUUGCAACUCUGUCAUACAAACA
This is a messenger RNA of Lethenteron reissneri (Far Eastern brook lamprey), 7946 nucleotides long. RefSeq names its product protein SON-like. Gene Ontology annotation, biological process: regulation of mRNA splicing, via spliceosome; regulation of cell cycle. The record is from RefSeq and is a predicted model, not a curated record. Lineage: Eukaryota; Metazoa; Chordata; Hyperoartia; Petromyzontiformes; Petromyzontidae. Gene Ontology annotation, molecular function: RNA binding.